AUGGCACCAAAGAAGAAGAGAGCAAGGAAGCAGAAAAGGAGAAACUACGAUGAGCCUGAAAAUGCUUCACAAUCUGAGUCAACCAAUCUCAACAACACGUCAGAUUCUUGGGACUGCCCUACUUCUGCUAGAAAGAAUUCAACUAAGAAUUCUAAAGAGGUUUCUAAUCGCCGCCGCCUCAGCACCUUAAGAUCUGCUUCAAAGCCUAUUCAAAAUGGAAUCACAACUUUGUCAAGAGGGCCUUCUUCUGCUCCUGAUGUCAUCCAACUAGUCGAUAAUCCGGCCUGGCCUAUCGAUUUGGAGUAUCAAGGUUUAGGAAAAGAUUCUGAUAAAAAUGAAUCCCCUUCAAGAAAACUGGUAGCAUUUGUUCAUCCUCCAACAUUGGAGCGAAUCCACGAGACUUUGGAAGAUGAAAUAACAAGUGAUAAUCCAAUCCCAUCAUAUAGCUCCAAACUAUCUGAAAUGGUUGCUAUGAUGGGAAAUGAAAAUGGUGAUGAUGAGGUUGAAUCUGAUGUACCGAGCCGUCCUGAGGACUUGGUUAAUGGAUAUCAUGUGAAGCUAGAAAUCAGGCCAAUAUUAAGAAGAAUAAUAGACAGACAUGGAGAUAUUGCUCAGAAUUGUGUGACGGGAUCAGUGAAACACAGAUCAGAAUUGUUGGAGAUUAUCUGUGGAAUCAUACUGGAUUUCGAAAAGAAAGAUGUUCGCAGUAUCAAAGAAAGUUUUUUGAGAAACAAGAUUGCUCUGGUAGAUGGAUUAAGAAAUAUGAAAGUGGAAGUUGAAUGGCUGCACAAGAGUCUAACUGAGGUGCUGGAGGCAAAGGAGCUUCUUAUGAAGUCUAGCAAUCUGAAACAGAAAGUAGCUAAGAAUAGGAAACUUGUGGAACAGUCUGAGCUCGAGUUAGAAGAAUGUGAAGCGCAUAAGAAGGAACUGUCUGAGAAGCUGAAAGCAGUAUGUGAGAAAGAAAUUCUUUGCAAAGAGAAUCUGGCCAGAGCAAAGGAAGAGUCUGCUACUACAUCACAACUAGUCGGGUUUGCCAUAACUAAAGUCGGACGCUUUCUUAAUUGCUCAAUGGUUGAUGCUUUGAUUUAG
This is a messenger RNA of Vicia faba (fava bean), 1089 nucleotides long. Lineage: Eukaryota; Viridiplantae; Streptophyta; Magnoliopsida; Fabales; Fabaceae. The record is from the annotation of a GenBank genome assembly.